UUCAUCACAACUCCUCACAAGUAUUGCAAUUCAACAUUUUUAUGAAUUUGUAGAGAACCCUAUAGAACGAAUGAGAAAAUUUACAAUUCCAAAUGACUUACUUGCCGCUCUACAUUUUGUAAAUGGAGCUAGAAUAAAUCUUUCUGCUGGGAAAUUAUUUAAAAUAAUUGAGCCGAGGAAUGGAAAUUUGCUUGCUGAAUGCAAAUCGGCUACUGGACCUGAUAUUACGCUUGCGGUACGAGUCGCUUCUGGAGCACAAAAGGAGUGGGGGAAAACGUCGUGGAUUGAUAGACAACAAAUUCUUAAUAGAACUGCUAUUCUGUUGAGGUUGUUUUAG
Meloidogyne enterolobii is the source of this 337-nucleotide messenger RNA. The record is from the annotation of a GenBank genome assembly. Lineage: Eukaryota; Metazoa; Nematoda; Chromadorea; Rhabditida; Meloidogynidae.